Guyanagaster necrorhizus is the source of this 1557-nucleotide messenger RNA. RefSeq names its product MFS general substrate transporter. Gene Ontology annotation, molecular function: transmembrane transporter activity. The record is from RefSeq and is a predicted model, not a curated record. Bases 104 to 1426 code for a protein of 440 amino acids. Gene Ontology annotation, biological process: transmembrane transport. The transcript is spliced from 11 exons. NCBI's taxonomy places the organism in Eukaryota, Fungi, Basidiomycota, Agaricomycetes, Agaricales, Physalacriaceae.
CUCGUCUGGUUCGAACUGGUCUGGUCUGUUCUUACGCCAUUUGCCUCUAUUUCUGCAGUUCCGGAUCCUGCUUCUCAGCGUGUAACCGACUUCUUACGUCGACAUGGCUGAUUCUGUCUAUCCGCUGGGGGGGCAAGACGUUAACGCAUUAGCAGAGAAGAAAGACUCCGAGGCGACUAUUGUAGAACCUUUGGACUUGCAGGGUGACCACUUCGAUCAUGGGAUUCGUGCGUGGGGAACUGUCAUAGGAUCGUGGCUCGUGCAGUUUUGCAUUAUUGGUGUUCCUCUGUCGUUUGGUGCCACGGAAAGCUUUUACGCUCGUGAAUAUCUUGCGCAUUAUACCCCGUCUCAGAUUAAUUGGAUAGGCUCACUACAACUGUGUCUCAUGUAUCUCCUCGGCUUAGCGGUUGCAGGACUAUUUGAUGCUGGUCAUUUUCACUUCAUAUCCAUCGCGGGCUCUAUUCUGUUCCUUUUCAGCUUUUUUAUGUUAUCGUUAGCCAAGGAAGGACAGUACUACCAAGUAUUCUUGUCUCAAGGACUUGGUAUGGGAAUUGGGACAGGCAUCAUGUAUACACCGACUUCCUCUGUGGUCGCUCACCACUUCAGAAAACGAAGGAAUAUAGCCAUGGGAAUUAUCACAACCGGCAGUGCCUUUGGAGGCUUCUUUUUCUCUUCAAUAUUUGGCCAUUUCUUGGGUGGCUCCAUUGGGUUCGCAUGGGGGAUUCGAAUUGGAGCAUUCGUGUGUCUGGGGUGUCUAUGCACCGCAAAUUUGUUGAUGCGAACAAACUAUCCUCAAAAGCAAACGCCUCGGGCGCUAUCAGCGACAGCGACACCGUUGACGACGCUUCUCAGGACGCCCGCCUACAUGUUCAUCAUCCUUUACGGAUUGACCAUCUCUCUAUCCCUUUAUAAUCCUAUGUUUUCAGUGGAGCUUUUCGCUCAGGAGCAUGACAAUAUACCGAGUACUCUGACGAGCUACCUGGUGGCUAUUAUCAAUCUCAGCAGUACACUAGGACGAACUAUUCCGAACUGGCUAGCCGAUCGGUAUGGCGUAUUUCCUGUGUACAUCCCAUGUGUUGCUGCUGCCGGUAUCAUGGCACUAGUCAUGACGGUCUGCACAACGGCAGCGUCCAUCACCGUCUUCUGCGUUCUAUAUGGAUUUUUUUCCGGCGCUUGCGUAUCGCUCUUCUUCCCUGCCGUACUAUCUCUCGAUCCAGACCUGACCCGCUCCGGCCUUCGACUUGGUCUCGCCUCCGUCCCGGUCGGCAUCGCUUCUCUCGCAGGAACACCAAUAGCAGCGGCAGUAGUGGGCGGAAAUCAUAGAUGGUGGGCGGGAAGCGUCUUCACUGGGGUCUUGGAGCUCGCAUCGGCAGGACUGUUGUUGGCGGUAUAUGUUACAAAGCAGCGGUUUUCCGUCCCAACGUGAAGUUGACAAGUUUCUUUUGAUCUUGAAUUGAUUUUCGUUUUUAUACGCUUUAGAUACAUAAUUUGGGCGCCUUUAGACUAUCAAUUUUAAUAAUGACUUUAUCAGUUGGGCCCUACAACGGACAGAACUUC